Hyposmocoma kahamanoa is the source of this 1069-nucleotide messenger RNA. RefSeq lists its product as uncharacterized. The transcript has 7 exons. The record is from RefSeq and is a predicted model, not a curated record. NCBI's taxonomy places the organism in Eukaryota, Metazoa, Arthropoda, Insecta, Lepidoptera, Cosmopterigidae. The coding region runs from base 1 to 981 and encodes 326 amino acids.
AUGUACUACUAUGACCCCACUGUUCUGACGUCGACGUUAAAGGCAACAUUUGUAAGACCAAAGGAAGAAGACCCUACAGCUCUUAUAACGUUCAUGAAUUAUAAAAUAAAUCCAUAUACUACGCUGCUAAAGAAGAUGCGGGAUAACCAGCUCAACCGGAUGAAAGAUCCGUCGGUGGCGACGUCACUGGAAACCCGCUUGAGUUCUUUAACGUUGCCGAGUAGCACCAAAAACAGCGACGUCGAUGACUUAGGUGGUCACGCCACGCUUCUGCUUACCAUGGUACGCAGGCGCAGCAAAGAAGAACAAGAAAAGAUUACGGAAAAAACACUGAAUCUGCCCAAAGACGAAGAUGUGGAGACCGACGACGUUUCAAGCGAAGCCUGUGUACAUGGUCUAAGUGUAAGAAUGACAGAGCGCAGCGUGUCUCGAUCGCGAGUGUCGAGGAUAUCGACGAGACGCGAUAUGGAUAUACCCUCAAUUCUGGCAUUCAGUACUAACAUAUCUGCACCGGUACACUUGGAGAUUCCAGCAUUCCAAAAGAUCAACAUGCCGUCACAGCAGGCGGAAAUACCGCGCUGGUCGAUCCGUCGCUCUGUCUGCCCGGUUUGCUCACAGAAGUGGAAGGACCGCAGCUCCAUUGAUAAUGUCAAAUAUUCUGGGUUGAAAAGAAAUUCAACGUCCGAUUUGCCAUCAGUGAUUGCACCAGCCCGUUUAAGAACAUCUAUCACAAGUGGAUAUCAGCCAAGGCCGGCCCUAGCAGCCGUUGACAAAGAGGCUGGAGUAGUGUAUGGCGGUCUUAGAAACACUAGUGCUGCAUGGCAACUAACUCGCGCUCGCCGAUUCCGCAUUCCGAAACUACAAAAGCCCCCGCCAGAAGCCAUCGCACCACCUAGUGCCACUGCUCCUCUGGCUCGAAAAGACCUGGACCUCCGUGUUUCUCGGUUUUUAACGGCAGACCGGGUUAAUCUUGAUUUGUAAUGAGCGUAUAACAGUCGAUGUAACCAUCAAUCAAAACUUUAAUAAGUAUUUUUAUUUUAUAUAACAAUAAAUAUGUUUAUGUAACAUC